UCAUGUCAUAACAAACGCCAGAUCUAACCUCAAUCUUUCGAAGCUAAAAAAUAAGUUACAAAUUUUUGCUACUCUCGAAUAAAAACAACAAAUAAAAUAAAGCAUGGCCAACAAGCCGACACGCGAUGUGCUCGGCAUUAUCUUCCAGAACUUUUGGAAGUCCCUGAAGCCGCGUCAGUUUCGCGGAAAUUACAUAGGCGAGGACUACUUCGGCAACAAAUACUUUGAGAUUCCCGCAAAUCCUUCGAUCGGCAAACGCAAGCCCUCGCGAUGGUUUGAGCCGGCGGACAAGGAUGCCUUCGAUCAGGAGCUCACCGCUGAGUGGGAGGCGUGGCUGCGGGGUCGGCGCGAAGAGCCACCCACACGGGAGGAGCUGGUGAAGAACCUCCAGAUCAUGGACAUGAAGAAGCGCAAUGCCGCCGAACUAGAGGCCACCUACGCCAAGGGCAAGGACGACAAGGCAUUGCCCAAGCAGGUGGAGGGGCCCACCAUUGGCACCUUUCCAAAAUACAAGGAGUACGAGUUUAUUCCCGGCAAGGAACCGCCCGAGAAGUAAUUGGCAUAAUGGAGCUUGGUAUUUUUAAAGAAUUUAAUGUGUAAAUAUAGUUAAAUGAUCUUAAAA
Drosophila kikkawai is the source of this 622-nucleotide messenger RNA. RefSeq names its product NADH dehydrogenase [ubiquinone] 1 alpha subcomplex assembly factor 2. Lineage: Eukaryota; Metazoa; Arthropoda; Insecta; Diptera; Drosophilidae. Gene Ontology annotation, cellular component: membrane; mitochondrion. Gene Ontology annotation, biological process: mitochondrial respiratory chain complex I assembly. The record is from RefSeq and is a predicted model, not a curated record.